Molecule: messenger RNA, 1365 nt
Organism: Closterium sp. Yama58-4
Lineage: Eukaryota; Viridiplantae; Streptophyta; Zygnematophyceae; Desmidiales; Closteriaceae
Source: the annotation of a GenBank genome assembly
AUGUCCGCCGCUGAAGAGGAAACUAUCGCUGAAACCGGCGACGAUCUCUUGGUCGACGACCUUCUCGAAGGACUUAUCGAUGACCUCGCGAGCUCCCCUGACCACCCUGCUGCGAAGAAGCCCUGCAUGGACCCCGGAGCUGGCCCUGCUAGCUUCAACUCCCCCUCUACCUCCUCCGAUUCGGCGCUGGCGCAGCCCGCGCCAUCUCCCGUGCUCCUCGCUGCUGCUGCCGCUCCCACGGCGACUCAGCAAGGCCCUGCGCCCUCUCUGGCAGCAACAGCUGCCGCCCCCAACGGCCCGGUUCUUCGCGCUGCUGCCUACGCAACGGUCGCCUCCGGCGCUAACCCGGCCCCCGCGCUGCCCGCCUCGCUCUUUGCCUCACCCGUGCCCGGCGGACCCCCCCGCAACCUCCGCCGCGCGCGCACUUCCGCAGCCACCCCGAUGCUCCUUCCCCUCCGCCGCCGCGUGGUAGUCACAAUCCUCCUCCCGGAGGCUAUUUUGGAGUCGCAUCGCACGGAAAUCCUCGCCGGGAUCAACGCGCAGCUAUGCGGCUUCAUGUUUGAUUCGCGCAUCAUCCCCCCCUUCGAGCACACCGUUGGCGAAUCCCUCCGCGUGGCUCGCCACGUGUACGGCCGCCUGCUUUUCUCUUGGCCGUCGCAGGAAGAUGCUGCGGCAGCCGGCGCCCCUACCCUUUCCAUCCGAAACGUCCCCCUGGAGAUCGAUCCGGAGGAGCUUCGUGCCUUCCUCCUCGGAUCCACCGAGGAGGACGGUUCGCAUUGGCUCGCGGACCUAAUUGAAUUUCACCGCGCUUCCGAUCCCUACGAGAACACCUUUUUCACCCACCUCGCAGGGCUCCCGGUCGCCACCCCCGAUGACCCGAAUUUCGAGCGUAUCCCGUCCGAAAUCCUGCUGGAGGAGAACAAACCAGCUAUGCUGCUCAACUUCUCCUGCCACGUGUGCACGCUGUGCGGCAACAACCACCGCGCACCGGACCACGAGACUUUCGCUGCCCGCCGCCGAGGACGCCUCACGAACAAGAACACAAUCUCAAUUGCUCAGCUGCAGCAGGCAAAUGGCAACUCUUUGGGCAAUCAUGCCGCGCCGACCGCCUUCAGCAACGACCCCGGCCUCCUCUACAUUGGGCUGGGCGAUUGGAUCAAAUACUGGACCUGCACUCUCUGCGACUUCACCUGCGGCGCUGCCCUCGACAGCGCCAUGGAGCAUAUCCACUCCGACCUGCACGUCACCCGCGUGAAGGCCUCCGCUCACCGCCCGGCUGCCAAGGAAGAAUUUGGCCCCUGGCGCGCACUCACCCUGCUGCAGCAGAAGCCCCCGGUGGCUGCCUUCCUUCGCGGUCGCCCUUAG